AUGCCUACAUUAAAUCAAUUGAUUCGUUAUGGUAGAGAAGAAAAACGGCGCACGGACCGUACUCGAGCUUUGGAUCAAUGUCCCCAGAAGCAAGGAGUAUGCCUGCGUGUUUCAACGAGAACACCGAAAAAACCUAAUUCAGCUCUACGUAAGAUAGCCAAAGUACGAUUGAGCAAUCGACAUGAUAUAUUUGCUUACAUUCCGGGCGAAGGUCAUAAUUUGCAGGAACAUUCUAUGGUCUUAAUAAGAGGAGGUAGAGUGAAAGAUUUGCCAGGUGUGAAAUCCCAUUGUAUUCGAGGAGUCAAGGAUUUGCUGGGAAUUCCGGAUCGAAGAAGAGGCAGAUCAAAAUAUGGUGCGGAAAAACCCAAAUCGAGAUGAAUGGAAGAUGCCUCUGGAACUUGUUUUUCUCGGUCAGGAGAGGUUUAUCCUUUGCCCCAAUGAUGGCCUUUUUCAUCUUAUUUGUAUUCCGAUCGAAGAAAGAAGGUUUCCAGUCUCAUUCAACCAACUCUCUUUUUGAAGCAGAUAGUUCACAGUGCUCAUUCGAUUCGAUAGAAAAAAGUCACCCUAUGUUUGUUGAAUUAUUUGAUUUUAAGCUCUUGCCCCGUUUUUGAACGCUGGGCAAGAGGCGCUGCCGCAGGCGCCCGAUUUCCUACCUUUGCCCUCUCAAGGAGAAGGAGCGCUACCGCAGGUGCCCUCUCAAGGAGAAGGAGCGCUACCGCAGGCUCCAAAUCCACUGCCCUCUCAAGAGGCCCUGCGGCAGGCGCCAGCACCGGCUGAAGUUGCCCACCCCGCUCCCAACCAAGAGGAGCUUGCGGCACUCCGAAGGGAGAUUCAUGAUUUAAUAAAAGAAAAACUUCGGAAAGAAUCUGAGAGAGGGGUCGGUCCGCUGUCCACUCUGUUUCCCGAACAGAGGGAACUUCACUCGAGGACCGCCCACUUUAUAAUGGAAACCGACCUGGGGCUCUCCCCGGAGACAAAUGUAGAUACUCUCCGUGAAUGCGCGGAUGAUCUGAGGGAGGAUCCAAAUCUCCUUCUGACGCUCAUGAAACCCUAUUUGCCAGAAAAAAGUGAGUCUGUCUGCAUUCCCCAAGAGCAGCUUUUCAUAGUACCUUAACUCUUUUGUCGUGGCGCUGCUGGAUGCUUCUGAUCAAUAGGAAGAGGAGUAUAAAAAAAAACUUAUGAUGAGCAUCUAUUUGGGUAGAUCAUUUCCAAGAUCUAAUUCCAGUUUUUUCUUAUUUAGUGGAAACGCCUUACAAUCUGAAGUUUUACGCUUAAGGGAAAAAAUGUUCUUGGUGGAUGCAGGACCUGGGACCCCCAGAAUUUGUAUGCAAGAUGAGCCUACAGGAGUGCCAAUCAACCGAGCCAGCAGGCUUGAGAAUAAGGUUGGAUACCUGGAUCUAGUGGCCGGUGAAUCACUGAUCAAAGAGAAGAUUUUGGAGAGAUUCUUCAUCGAUCUAGUGGCCGGUGAAUCACUGAUCAAAGAACGAGCAGCCGCCAGGUUUAAUGAUUUGGUUGGAUCCCUGGAUGUAGUAGCUGGUGAACCGCUUCUUCUUCUUCCACGAAGAUUCAGACAAAACCGAGCUUGGAUGGAACUGAACAAGAUUUGGCGAACGAAUACAAGGGUCAAAGGCUUUCUAAUUGAGAAAGGAAAAAGAGGUUAUUCAGUAGCCAUCGCGGGUUUCAUUACUUUUCUUCCAUUCCGUCGUCACAUAAGGAAAAGGAUAAAAAAUGAUCGAUUCAGCAUUGAGAAGAUUAACCCAAAAAGGACGAAUAUUGUGGUGUUCUAAGAGCGGCAGAUCAAACAAGAACUUGAGGAGCUUGCCAGGAUGGCUUGGUAAGCAA
Messenger RNA from Rhodamnia argentea, 1842 nucleotides. Its product is annotated as ribosomal protein S12, mitochondrial. Gene Ontology annotation, molecular function: structural constituent of ribosome. Bases 1 to 378 code for a protein of 125 amino acids. Gene Ontology annotation, cellular component: ribosome; small ribosomal subunit. Gene Ontology annotation, biological process: translation. The transcript has a single exon. The record is from RefSeq and is a predicted model, not a curated record. Lineage: Eukaryota; Viridiplantae; Streptophyta; Magnoliopsida; Myrtales; Myrtaceae.